CGCUCUCGAGUUGGUGAGAGGACAGUUCAGAUGGUUAGUAUUAUCUGACCUGUUUGGAUUGUAUGUGAUACAAAGGCUUUUCACCGUACCACAGUACACGUGACAACAAUACACAUAGACUAGCUCCUGGAGGCUGCAGACACUGACUCGGCAAGUUGUCGGGCUCCGUGACAAGUCAUCACGUGUACAGAUCAUCGCAGGGGGUGGGUUCAGUGUGUGUCCCUGCCAACACUCCCAGCCAGAAGGAAAUCAUUUCGCAAUGAGGAACCUGUGAGCAGAGCUCUUGCUUUGGGCUGGGGCCAUGGGGCUUGGAGUGCGAUGUACAACCCCUCUCUCCCUGUUACUCCUGGUCAUGGAUCUCCGCACAGCAGGGUUAGUUGCUGCCACGUGUGUCGUGGCCGUCCAACAGAAGCCUCUAGUGGUCGAGCAGCUGGCCAGCAACGUGACCAUCACCUGUAACUUCACCGCCCGCCACUGCUCGGGCCAGCCGCAGGUCACCUGGUACAGUAUCCACGGCGACAGGUCCCGGAAGCUGUGUGUGGGAGAGUGCCCGGACGAGGUGGACGGCGGCAGGUUCCAGCUGCAAGCGCCUGUCGGGAAGGGGACGGCCAAUCUGCGCAUCGGGCAGGUAACCGGGGAGGACAGCGGGGUCUACAUCUGCACCGUGGCCUACAACCACACCUCUGCUCUCACUGCCCGGCAAGCCGGCAACGGCACCACCCUCAAAGUCACAGAUCACGGGGGGAUCGAUCUGUGGCUCCAGUCAAUCCUGAUCGCCGUCCUCUCUAUCUACGCUCUAUGCAUCACCAUCAACCUCCUGCAAACCCUCAAACCCAGCAGGAAGGUCGACCUCCAGCACAGGAGUUCCAGCAGCCUUGUUGAGGAGUCGGGGAGCCUUGCGCUCCAGGCAAUCGCCCACGAGCUCCACAGCAAGUUCCGGAAGGGGAGUCACUCUUCGCUCUCGCCACCGCAGCAACACACGGCUGGUCCCGUUGACGAGUCCAUCUAUCAGAACGUGUGAAGCUCUGCUCAGUGAGCAGCAGGAGAUGGAGGGACUGGUCUAGAAAUGGUCCAUCAGCCUUCAGCAGCAUUCACCACAUCCCCUGCAUGUUGAGGUCCAUCACUGAUUCUCCGGCACCCUUGGUUCCAGAGCCUUGCUGGAUUCUCCGUUUUGCCAGAGAAACAGAGGUCGCGGCCUCCGCGAGGAGUCCAACGAUACCAGAAGGAUCCACCUAAGCUG
Amblyraja radiata (thorny skate) is the source of this 1240-nucleotide messenger RNA. RefSeq names its product immunoglobulin superfamily member 6. Lineage: Eukaryota; Metazoa; Chordata; Chondrichthyes; Rajiformes; Rajidae. The transcript is spliced from 6 exons. The record is from RefSeq and is a predicted model, not a curated record. Bases 302 to 1021 code for a protein of 239 amino acids.